This is a messenger RNA of Closterium sp. Yama58-4, 795 nucleotides long. Lineage: Eukaryota; Viridiplantae; Streptophyta; Zygnematophyceae; Desmidiales; Closteriaceae. The record is from the annotation of a GenBank genome assembly.
AUGGAAACAUCCACUUUCAUGAGUGGAUUGCAUGUGCGCCUUACCUUGCGCUUGUUCACCUCACACGGAGCGGCGAAACGUGCGGUGGAGAUCAUGUACUUCGAGACGCCCGAUGUCGACCUUGAAUAUUGGACGCCGCGGGACACGAACAUCACUGCACUUUGCACCGCUAUCGGAAUCACCGGCGCCGACUAUGUGGCGAAAGUGCGGCUGGUCAUGGAGAACAAGAGAACGCUCCCGUCCCACCUUCGAAAACAGCAGCAGGAUGCACGCAACAAGGUCCACACGAUGGGCCGUGUGAUGCUGUACGAGCGCUUCAACAUCCGCAUUGCUCGGCCGGAUCGCGGGAGGGAAGUGGUCGGAACCCUCUCUCCAGCGGCCUUUUGUGCCGAACAUCACCCUGAUGCGAAUUCAUGGGGCUUGCUGAAGUGGCACUUCAAUGACGAUGGGCUGCCCUUCUCAACGGACUUCUUCACAUCUGCAGUGUUCCACUCUUUUCAGAGGCCGGGGCACUCCUUUGUGGUGCUUCGAUUCAAGCAACUUGCAUUUUUCCUGCUGGGGGUCGAAUACAAGUUGAUCAAUGGUGAAGAAAUGCCGCGGAGCCCGGUUGACAAUCGAAACGCAAUGACGAUUCAACAUUCGAAAGUCCACAAUGCCGUCGCGUUCGUCGUCCAGAAUAGGACCGCAGCUACGGGCCCGUGGUGGGAGGCUGAUAAGGCUGCUUGGAAAUUCCAUGCAACGACCGAGAGGGUGUUUAUCUCAUGCGCAGGGUUGCCAGGGUUGCAAGGUCCCUAA